CCUCCUUCUCACUGCUCCCCCUGCCCAGUUGCUCCUCCCACCUGGCCAUGACCACAGCCCCUGCUGGGACCCUGGCCCAGCUCUGAGUCCCGGGACCCUUGGUCCCCUCCCCCAGGCCAUGGCCAACUCAGGCCUCCAGCUCCUGGGCUACUUCUUGGCCCUGGGUGGCUGGGUGGGCAUCAUUGCUAGCACAGCCCUGCCGCAGUGGAAGCAGUCUUCCUACGCAGGCGACGCCAUCAUCACCGCCGUGGGCCUCUAUGAAGGGCUCUGGAUGUCCUGCGCCUCCCAGAGCACCGGGCAAGUGCAGUGCAAGCUCUACGACUCGCUGCUCGCCCUGGACGGUCACAUCCAAUCAGCACGGGCCCUGAUGGUGGUGGCUGUGCUCCUGGGCUUCGUGGCCAUGGUCCUCAGCGUAGUUGGCAUGAAGUGCACACGGGUGGGAGACAGCAACCCCAUUGCCAAGGGCCGUGUCGCCAUCGCCGGGGGAGCCCUCUUCAUCCUGGCAGGUAUGAAUUUGGCCCAGCCCUGUUUGUGGGCUGGGCCUCAGCUGGCCUGGCCGUGCUGGGGGGCUCCUUCCUCUGCUGCACGUGCCCGGAGCCAGAGAGACCCAACAGCAGCCCGCAGCCCUAUCGGCCUGGACCCUCUGCUGCUGCCCGAGAGUACGUCUGAGCUCCUCCUGCCCUGGCCAGCCCCCCACCCGGUGGCCCCCUCGUCCAGCAUCCAGCCAGCCUCGCAGCACCCUGGGCAGGGCCACUGGGACAUAGGAUGGGCAUAGGUGCUCUGAGUAGCUUAUCCUCAACGCAAGCACCCACCUUGCAAUCCGAGACCCAGAUCCUCAGAGAGACCAGAGGCAGGACCCAGCCCCCAGGCACACACACGGAUGCAGGUCCAGUCACGGUCCUGUCUGCACAGCCUGGUGGGCACCAGCAUGCAUCCCUGGAGACAGGCCCUCAGGCACCAGCCCGGCUGUUUACUCACUGAAGAGCCGCGAGGGUGUCUGCUAUGUGCUGGGCCCUGGAGUUACAGCAGUGGCCAAGAAGUACCUUAGUACCCGGGUCCUUGGGGUGAGCAGAAACCUUCACCCUCCCCAGUCCCAUGGGCUCCUCACAGCAACCCCACAAGGGCAGUGCCGGGAUGCUGAACGUUCACACGAGGACAGGGAGGGUCUGAGUUUAGGUCUCAGGUUCUUCCAGUGCACCCAGGGCUGGGGGCUACCCACACAGAUGGCUAGGUCGGACCACGGCACCCCCGCCCCCGGGCAUGGGCCCCAGGCAGGGCUGCUGUGAGGGCCAAGGUCUCGCCAUGCUGGCCAGUACCCAUGUCCGGGCCUGAAUGCACAGCCCCUGUCCCCGACCCCACAGCUCACUCCACUAACCAGCUCUCUCUCUUUUGACUUUCAGACCAGUUGUUAAAUUGCCCGCCUCCGCCAAGGGCCCCCUGGGUGUGUAAUGUCCAGUCCCCAGCCAGGCUCUGUCCCCUGCCAUACCUAGACUCUGUGUUUCAUAUUUUUUGGAAAGAGAAGUGAACAUCCAGCCCCAA
This is a messenger RNA of Mandrillus leucophaeus (drill), 1539 nucleotides long. RefSeq names its product claudin 19 (gene CLDN19). Gene Ontology annotation, biological process: cell adhesion; bicellular tight junction assembly. The record is from RefSeq and is a predicted model, not a curated record. The coding region runs from base 119 to 775 and encodes 218 amino acids. Gene Ontology annotation, molecular function: structural molecule activity. Gene Ontology annotation, cellular component: plasma membrane; bicellular tight junction. NCBI's taxonomy places the organism in Eukaryota, Metazoa, Chordata, Mammalia, Primates, Cercopithecidae. The transcript has 3 exons.